CAAUGCCUAUCAGGCUACGUACUUUUCUUAGUUCUGCAAGGCAUGUCAGCAAUUCAUCCGUGUUCAUUUUUCAGUUCAUUCCUUUCCAUCUCAGCCCACUUUUGGUUCACUUGUCCUAUUUUGUUAUCAUUGAUGUACUUGGUUUUGUUGCCUUGAUGGCGCUGAAGCCAAGCAACCCUAACUACAGUCCUCGCUAUGUCGACAUAUUUUUCCUUUCGACAUCUGCAGUCACAGUUACAGGAUUAGCUACCAUCAAAAUGGAGGAUCUUUCUAGCUCUCAGGUAGUGAUCCUAACUCUCUUGAUGCUGUUAGGCAGCGAGAUGUUUGUUUCCCUGAUUGGCCAUAUCCAUGAGUUGAGGAAGCAAAACAAGCAUGAUCCUGAAGACAGUAGAGUUAGAUCAGUUACCGUGCAAGAUGAGUCGCAGAUAGAAGAGGCAAUCCCGGCAACACAAUCAAUUAGUACCACUAGCCUCAAGAAGAGUUGCCUCAAAUACAUAGGAUUUGUGCUGCUGGCAUAUAUGGUCUUGAUUCUUCUUGUAGGUUCUCUAUCGGUGUUCUUGUACGUAGCACAUGUUUCAACUGCAAGAGAUGUGCUAACAAGGAAAAGUAUCAACACCAUGCUUUUCUCCAUAUCAGUCACUGUCUCUUCUUUCACCAAUGGAGGGUUGAUUCCGACGAAUGAGAGCAUGGCGGUGUUUUCCUCGAACCAAGGCCUUCUCCUGCUACUCACUGGCCAGAUUCUUGCAGGCAACACACUGCUUCCUGUGUUUCUGAGGCUGGUGAUAUGGGCACUGAGAGGACUAAGAAUAGGCAGAGCUAAACCUGAAGAGUUUAAGUUCAUGAUGAACAACACAAAGGCCGUGGGUUUCAACCACUUGCUGCCUAACCAGCAGACAGUAUUCCUUGCAGCCUCGGUCGCUGCUCUCAUAGCCGUGACCGUCACGUUUUUCUGCUGCUUGAACUGGGAUUCUCCAGUGUUUGCAGGGCUGACCGCCAACCAGAAGAUCACCAACGCCUUGUUCAUGGCGGUGAACACAAGGCAGGCAGGAGAGAAUUCUAUCGAUUGCUCCCUCGUCGCUCCUGCAGCUUUAGUACUAUUCAUCACCAUGUGGUGCAUUCCGGCCUCGACGUCAUUUAUCUCACUGCAUGAAGGCGACGAGAGGGGCAUCACAGAACACAAGGAUAGAGCAAACAAGAGAAGACUGUCACUGAAUAAAAUGCUGUUUUCACCACUAGCCUGCAGCGCGGCGCUGAUAAUGCUGGUCUGCAUCACCGAGAGGAGAUCGCUCUCCGCCGACCCUCUCAAUUUCUCCACAUUCAACAUGAUCUUCGAGGCCAUAAGCGCGCAUAGGAAUGUAGGACUGUCCAUGGGUUACAGCUGCGCGAGGCUGCCGCACGCGGAGAAGGAGAGCGGCUGCCAGGACAUGCCUUACAGCUUCUCAGGGUGGUGGAGCGACCAGGGGAAGGUGGUUCUUGUCCUGAUGAUGCUCUGCGGGAGGCUCAAAUGCUUCCACAGGCACAGGAGCUAGUCGGUUAAGCCAACACCAUCAUAUUGCCCGGGCAAUUUUUCUCCUUGUGUUCUUCAAUCCUGUUGUAAAUUCGCAAGAAAUUGGUCCUGAAUAAUGCUUCUGCAUUUCUGUAUGUGCAAUUAUAUAUCCUUAUGUACUGAA
This is a messenger RNA of Hordeum vulgare subsp. vulgare (domesticated barley), 1670 nucleotides long. RefSeq names its product probable cation transporter HKT9. Bases 3 to 1529 code for a protein of 508 amino acids. The transcript is spliced from 3 exons. Gene Ontology annotation, biological process: transmembrane transport; monoatomic cation transport. Gene Ontology annotation, molecular function: monoatomic cation transmembrane transporter activity. Gene Ontology annotation, cellular component: plasma membrane. NCBI's taxonomy places the organism in Eukaryota, Viridiplantae, Streptophyta, Magnoliopsida, Poales, Poaceae. The record is from RefSeq and is a predicted model, not a curated record.